Neocloeon triangulifer is the source of this 1822-nucleotide messenger RNA. RefSeq lists its product as uncharacterized. The record is from RefSeq and is a predicted model, not a curated record. Lineage: Eukaryota; Metazoa; Arthropoda; Insecta; Ephemeroptera; Baetidae. The coding region runs from base 268 to 1323 and encodes 351 amino acids. The transcript has 5 exons.
AGUUGUGUAUGUGGUAAUUCUCAAUGGAAAAAAGUCCUUUGGUUGACAAACUUUCCCAGAGCUCUCGCUAGAUUCCCUGCAAUGCGCGGCGCUGGCACUGGAUCAAUAGUCUCGCCUUUAUGUAGCCCAAUGUGCAGCUGGACCUGAGGCUGUUAACUCUUGCUUGGCAAGCUCUCCAGAAUGUUUUUAUAAAUAUAAAUAUAUCUGCUUUUUUUAGUAGUGUUCAUCAAAACAUUGAGCAGUCCCAGUACUUUCAGUUAAAAAAAAAUGCACACAAGUACAGCAAAUAUGACUAUGACAGUGGAGCAUCCUUCCCACCAUCCUGAAGAUUUAUGGGUGUUCCAAGUUUCUGCCGCUCUUUUGGCAACCUGCUGUAUAGUAGGAAACGGCCUAAUGGUGGCCGCUUCUUUGAAUGCACGACGUAUUUGUCGGAUGACCUCAAAGAACAGCUUAUUUUUUAGCCAAUCUUGCGGACUACUCAUCUUUUCUCCAAUCUCCACAUUGUACCCUGCCAAAUUAGCUGCUUUUCGAUAUUCGCCUAGCCCAUCUGCAGCAACAGUUUCAGUCUUAUCCGGAUCAACCACUUGUUUGGGUGUAGGUUCGCUGCCACUGGUGAUAACCACCUUAGCCCCGGCUGUUCACACCUUGCUCCUCUCGCUCGACCUCUACCUUCCGUUGGUUGACUGCCUGCUCGAGUGGCAGCAUUUAGCUGCAGUGGCUGCUUUUUCAUGGUUACUUGUGAUCCUCGUUGCCCUUAUGCCCUUGCUAGGAUGGAAUUCUUGGCGAGGUCUCUGCUACAUACCCCUCGUGUGGACAACAAAAUACUCAGGACUUCUAUCAAUGCUGCACAUUCUCAUGGCCAUGGCCUGUGCAUACCUGCUGCUUGGAAUGUUCAUUCAUAGCAGACUUGGAAAAGAAUCAGCCCCUCAAGACGAAAAACCUUCCACAGACUCGACGAUCCACGUCCUUCCGCCCUGGGAGGCCAAAGCACGGCUUAUGUGCAUUCUCGUACUUCUGCUUUGCACACUGCCCAUGCUCCUGGCCGUACUGGUUCACUCUGAUGUCCUGACUAACCAACAACCUGUUUUGCUACAACUAGCAUGGCUGGCAAGACACGACUCAGUUUUGCCAUGGUCUCUUCUAUUGGCCAUCCUUCCAGCAGCUCUUCUUCCUUUGUUCUGUGUAGCUGCUGAGCCGUAUUUGUGCGCAGCCCUGAGAAAUCUUGGCCACCGAUUCAGUUGCUAUGGUCUGGCCUACGUUCGACCCAGUAGGCACACAAGGAGGCACAGAAAUGUUGUCACCCCAGCGUCUGAGGAGGACUAAGAAAUUCUUGCUUUUUAAAUAUUUAUAAUUUUUUUGCUACUAUCUAAUGAAGAAUGAUUAUAAGCAAUCAGUUUAGAGGAAAUAUUGAAUUUGCGCUACCAAAAUUUAGCGGAAAAAAUUAACAACAAUAAAAGUUAAAAUAAUGCAUUUUGUCACACUUUAUUUUUAAGGAAAACUUUGUAAUAGCAAAGCACAAAAAUUUGCUCCACAAAUAUUAUACAAUUUGGGUGUCUCACUAUUGUCAUAUGGUUUCACUGAUCAAAUAUUGAUCAUAUUUCAAUAAAAGAGGAAAAAUAAAAUAUAUUCAAUGUAUGUCAAAAAUACCCAACAAAAAGGAACAAAAGAUCAACUUAGUUCCCAAGUCUACAUUUUAAAAAUUAUGAAAAUUAACUCAUUUGGAACAAAAAAGCUUCUAAUUAACAUUUGGAUCUUAAUAAAAUUUAAUUUUAAAAGUUAUUAAAUGAUGUUAAUAUUUGUCAGAAAUAAUAAAAACCUUAAA